UUUAAUUUGCAUGAAAUUGGCCAAAUUGCCAAUUUCUGACCACUUUGUUGAGUAGUUAAAAUCGGUAAAUGAGUGGUUUCUUGUACUCAGUUGAUAGAAAAAAAUGGAGUUCUAAAGAAAUCGCUAUGAGUUUGGUCGACUGGAACAAUGGAAUUGGUCGAAAAUAGGGCUCAAAGUCGGCGAAAUUGCCGAUGCAUAUAUAUCGCUGAGAUAGCUAACUUCGCGGGAGUGUAAUUCCGAACGUGUUCCAAAGGUCCCAGCACCAUGAAUGAAACGUCAAUGAAGCUGGCUGAACGUAUGGUUUCAGUCACUUACUUGCAACAGGCUGCAGAGGCAAGAGCAGCACACGAGAAGAAGAUCAAGAUUCUUAUAGAGCAGGGCAAGUGUCCCAUAGAUGGCUGGGAUGAUGCCACCAUAGAGCUCCUAGUGAAUGACUUUGCUCUGAUGGACAGCAAUAAUUUUCGCCACAACAGCGGCGUCGGUGAGAGAGAGGCAAAAAUAUUUUCAGGGCUGGUCGCUCGGCGCCAUUAUGGCAUGGGCCAUGGUGUGGGCCGCUCCGGUGACAUUGCAGAGGUUCAGCCUAAAGCAGCUGGCUCCAGCCUCUUGAAUAAGCUGACCAACACCAUGGUGCUUGAUGUCAUUAGGACUGUAGGUGUAAAAAAGGCAGCCGGAUGCCUGGUAGUUCCUUUGGCCACUGGCAUGAGUAUGGUGCUAUGUCUGUUGACACUCAGACGUGAAAGACCCAGUGCCAAGUAUGUCCUUUGGCCACGCAUAGACCACAAGUCAUGCUUCAAGUCUAUUAUCACUGCAGGAUUUGAACCAGUUGUUGUGGAGAACCGCCUUGAGGGUGAUGAGCUCCGAACAGAUGUAGCAGAGAUAAAGCGUCUGAUCACCUCCCUGGGCCCAGAGUCUGUAGCAGCUGUGAUGACAACAACCAGCUGUUUUGCUCCUCGUUGCAUUGAUAAUCUAGAAGAGGUAGCUAAAUUAUGUGCUGAGUUUGGGGUGCCUCACUUAGUCAACAAUGCUUAUGGUCUGCAGUCAUCAAAGUGCCUUCACCACAUUCAGGAAGCUGGCAGAGUUGGUCGUGUCGAUGCCUUUGUGCAGAGCACUGACAAGAACUUCAUGGUGCCUGUUGGUGGUGCUAUCAUUGCUAGCUUCAAUACCAAAUUCAUUGAGGAAGUUGGCAAGAUGUAUCCCGGUCGAGCAUCUGCUAGCCCUAUACUGGACCUGUUCAUAACACUUCUCUCAAUGGGUGUGAAGGGUUACAAACAACUUUUAGGAGAAAGAAAGGAACUCAAGACUUUUCUCACAAGACAAAUGGAGGAGGUUGCACAGAAGCAUGGGCUUCGUGUUCUUAAUACAAAGAAUCCAAUAUCUGUAGCCAUGACAGUGCCAAGUGAUGCCCACACCUCCCUGACUGAGCUGGGAUCAAUGAUGUUCCUGCGUGGUAUUUCAGGGACUCGAGUUAUAGCAACCACUGAUGUCAAAACUAUCGCUGGUGUAAAAUUUAUCGGAUGGGGCAGCCACAGCAAGAACUACCCUCAUCCAUACCUGACGGCAGCAGCAUGCAUUGGCAUAACUAAAAUGGAUGUGGAGACAUUUGUACAGCGCCUUGACAAGUGUCUGGAAAAGUUUAAAGGCAGCAAAGCUCCAGUCUCAGUCCUGAGUGUAAAUGGAGAUAAGGAAGCUGUAACCUCCACAGGAGAGGUAGUAGAUGAAGACAGUAUUGAUGCAUAAAGGUCAUACAAUUUUGGGGGAAUGAGAGACAGUUAGGUUUGAUUCUAGGAAGGAGUGGGUAACCUUAUUUUUUUUAAUCAAGAGCCCUUAACCAGCAAACAUCCUUUACCCUUAAAAAGGGGUCAUCUAAGGAGGUAUGCCAAGGAACACAUCAUUACAUUUCCAACACAGAGAGCAGAAUCUUCUGAUUAGUUGCUCUAAGAAAGAAGGUAAUUACAACAUCUGUAUAUAUCUCUCUUCCCUACAUAUCAUGUCACUCACCAAACUGAUGUUCAUAAUUAUUAAUAUAUUUAAAGAUUUUAUUUCUUUGCAGUGUUUACAAUGUAUGAUUAUAAUUUGGAUUUGUUAAGUAGAAACAAAGGCACUAUCAUGCCAGGGCAUUUCGGGCAGACUAAACCUGAUACAGACUACUUAAUACUAGUGAUUUUGAGAGUAGUAAAUUUUUAUUAUAUAUCACUUUUAUUAUUACAUCAGAGGUAGCUAGUGGUUUACAGUAACUGAAUUUAUAGUUGUGAUGAAUUAUAUGAAAAUAUUACAGUAUUACAAUAUAGCACAAUUUGGAAUAAUGAAAUUGAAACAAUUUUAAGUUUAAAGUAAUGCUAAAAUAAUUGAGCAGUCGUAAAUUAUUUAGGAGUUUUUCGAGUUACUGGUUAAUUUUGGGUGAUGAGAUGAUUUCUAAGUAGAGCCUUAAAUUGAUUUGCAGCAAGAGCCUUUUUUGUAUGUUCAGGCAAUGAAUUAUAGAUCUUCAGGCCCUUUAUGUGCAUAGCAGUUUUGCAUAAGGAGAGAUGCCUGUGCGUUCUGUUGGAGUUAUCAAGGAGGGAUUUGAGAGGAGGGUUAAUAUUGGAGUAUAAUGUUCUGUGUAUGUAGUAGGCACAAUAAUAUGUAUGGAUAUUCUGUUUACUAAGCAAGUUUAGGCUCUUAAAAAGCGGUGGAAUAUGUUGCCUAAUGCAGGAAUUGGUAAUCAAUCGCACAGCAGCUUUUUGUUGGGUUUUUAAAAGUUUAAGGUGAUUUGCUGUAGUUGAACCCCAUGCACAAAUACCAUAGGUGAGGUAAGGGUAAAUGAGAGAGUGGUAAAGAGCAAGACGUGCCAUUUGGGGUACAUAGUACCAUAUCUUAGAAAGGAUGCUACUGUUUUGGAAACUUUCUUGGAUAUUUGCUGUAUGUGGGUCUGAAGUUUAAGACUGCAGUCAAAGUGGAGACCUAGAAAUUUACCCUCUUUGUCUUGAAAUGGAGGAACUAUUUAUCGAUAUAUUUAGCUGAACAUUUGAAGCUCUGUUUCAAAACAAUGAAGUUUUGUCUGUAUUGAGAAUAAGUUUGUUGAUCGUCAUCCAAGUAGAUCUUUUUAGUAGUUUGUCAUUUACAGUGUCUCUUAGUAUAGUUGGGUCUGGGUGAGAGAAGACAUAAGUAGUGUCAUCUGCAAAUAAAACAGGUUUAAUUAUUUUAGAUGCGCUUGGGAGGUUAUUGAUGUAAAUGAGAAAGAGAAGUGGGCUAAGGCCACUACCCUAUGGGACUCCAAUAAGAACAGGUUGUGUAGUUGAGGUAACACUGUUUGUGUAUACAUACUGGUGUUUGUUGCUAAGAUAAAAUUUAAAGUAAUCGAGAGAGUGUCUCUGACUCCAUAAUGCUCAAGUUUCAGGUGCAGUAGGUCAUGGUCAACUGUAUCAGAUGUUUUUUGUUGGUAUAUGAAAAAUCCCAGAUUAAUUUCAUUUUUUCGAGUGCCAUAUAUACAAGUUCAAGCAUAUGUAUAAUUGCAUCAUUAGUGCUUCUUUUUGGCCUAAAUCCAAACUGACAGGGGCUAAGUAUGUUGUUGGAUACUAAGUAGGCGUAAACUUGCUUGUGAAUUAUUUUUUCGAAGAUUUUAGAUGGUAGGGGCAAGUUUAAUAUAGGUCUAUAGUUAUUCAGUUCAGUUGGAUUGCCUCGUUUGAGGAUUGGGGUAACCCUUGCUGUCUUGAGUAUGGAUGAGAGGGUAGAAGAUUCAGUAAAUUUGCUAAAAAGAGUUGCAAUAAUUGGUAACAACACAUACUGGAAUAUACCUGGAGAGGGUUUCAGGGGUCAAUGCCCCCACAGCUUGGUCUGAGACCAUGCCUCAUACUGGAUCAGGGUCUGAUCAACCAGGCUGUUACUGCUGGCCACACACAAACUGACAUACCAACCACAGCUCGGCUGGUCAGGUACUGACUUUAGGUGUCUGUCCAGAGCCUUCUUGAAGAAAGUCAGGGGUCUAUUGGUAAUCCCCCUUUAUGUAUGCUGGGCAGCAGUUGAACAGUCUUGGGCCCCUGACACUUAAUGUGUUGUCUCUCAUUGUACUCAUGGUGCCCCUGCUUUUCAUUAGGGGAAUGUUUAAUCUCCUGCCAAGUCUUUUGCUUUCAUAGGGAAUGUAUAUUAUCAUGUAUCUCUCUUGCCUGCAUUCCAGGAAAUACAAUUCAAGGGAUUUCAACCAUUCCCAGUAAUUUAGGUGCCUUAUUGUACUUAUGUGUGUCGUGAAAGUUCUUUGUACACUCUCCAGGUCAGCAAUUUCACCUGCCUUGAAAGGGGCAGUUAGUGCACAGCAGUAUUCCAUCCUAGAGAGAAGCGAUUUGAAGAGAAUCAUCAUCUGCUUGGCGUCCCUAGUUUUCAAGGUUCUUAUUAUCCAUCCUAUCAUUUUCCUAGCAGAUGCAGUAGA
Molecule: messenger RNA, 4399 nt
Organism: Cherax quadricarinatus
Lineage: Eukaryota; Metazoa; Arthropoda; Malacostraca; Decapoda; Parastacidae
Gene: SecS
Product: Sec synthetase
Biological process (GO): conversion of seryl-tRNAsec to selenocys-tRNAsec; selenocysteine incorporation
Molecular function (GO): tRNA binding; O-phosphoseryl-tRNA(Sec) selenium transferase activity
Source: RefSeq, a predicted model, not a curated record